Messenger RNA from Echinococcus granulosus, 822 nucleotides. RefSeq names its product Homeobox protein EgHBX4. Bases 1 to 822 code for a protein of 273 amino acids. Gene Ontology annotation, cellular component: nucleus. Gene Ontology annotation, biological process: regulation of transcription by RNA polymerase II. The record is from RefSeq and is a predicted model, not a curated record. Gene Ontology annotation, molecular function: DNA-binding transcription factor activity, RNA polymerase II-specific; RNA polymerase II cis-regulatory region sequence-specific DNA binding. NCBI's taxonomy places the organism in Eukaryota, Metazoa, Platyhelminthes, Cestoda, Cyclophyllidea, Taeniidae. The transcript is spliced from 3 exons.
AUGCGUCAGUUUGCAUCACAACAACGCAGCCCUUAUCGUCCAAAUGGGGGUUUUGUUGCCAGCAGCCAGUAUGACGCAGUCGGUGCUCCCGAUUUCCUGACCUCGAGGGAGUCACCGCAGUCUACACCACCAGAAAGUUCGGCUCCAGAAAUGGACAUGCCAUACCGACAGAGUAGUGGAAGCUACUGCGGAGAUGAUGGCAGGAAUGAAAUGCUGCCUGGAGCAGUCUUAGGCACAUCUUUUCAGUUACCUCACUCAUCACCACCUCUCGUUGAUCCUCCUCCUUUACCUAAAUCUACGUGGAAUACAGUCCAAGAAGUAUCUCGGACCCGAAGUGGGUCCAUGCCACGAAUACAGUCCGCUUUCCCAAAUCAUGUGGUGCAUAGCUUCAAUUCAAGUCUUUCACAUGCACCGAGGCCAACUUUAUCGCAUGCCGCAAUCAUCCAUCACUUGCAACAACAAUAUCGUCACUGUCAACAUCAGCAACUGAUUCCCUUCAUGUCAGUAACGAGCAUGCCUUCGCAGCAAAUGCAACACCCUCUAACCAAGAGUGGGAUGGAGUCCGAGGCGGGCAUUUCACAGGAUGUGGCUUGUAAUGCAGAGAGCAGAGCCCAGGCUCCAUCUAGGCGCGAACGGACAAUUUACACACCAGAACAACUCGAGGCGAUGGAGGAAGUGUUUGGGGUGAACAGGUAUCCCGACGUGAGCAUGCGCGAGGAGCUCGCAUCAAGACUCGGCAUCAACGAAUCGAAAAUUCAAGUGUGGUUCAAAAAUCGUCGAGCCAAGCUUCGAAAUCUGGAGCGGUCAAGACGAAGGGAAUAG